Molecule: messenger RNA, 330 nt
Organism: Pocillopora meandrina
Lineage: Eukaryota; Metazoa; Cnidaria; Anthozoa; Scleractinia; Pocilloporidae
Source: the annotation of a GenBank genome assembly
AUGGCCAGAAAUGACCAAACUUUGCGUUGUCUGGAGAACGUGAGCGAGAAGGACAGCGAUGGAAACUUCAUCGAAUUGUUCAGCCACGCCACUUGGUUUUUACGAAAAUUUAUCUACGGACCCAUAAAAAAAAAAAAAAAAAAAAAAGAAAGUGACGUUUUUCCUUUGACAGAAGUGAAUUUCGAUGGCUUUUUGAUGCCAGCUCCUCGCGAUUGGAGAAAAAUUCUCAAAUCGUAUUACGGCGAUUUUAUGAGAAUUCCAUACAGAGAACCUCCCGCAAACAUUAUCGCAGAUGCACUACAGAGCAGCGAGGAAAUCGUGAAAUCAUGA